This is a messenger RNA of Tigriopus californicus, 2513 nucleotides long. RefSeq names its product vang-like protein 1. Lineage: Eukaryota; Metazoa; Arthropoda; Copepoda; Harpacticoida; Harpacticidae. Gene Ontology annotation, cellular component: plasma membrane. The transcript is spliced from 6 exons. Gene Ontology annotation, biological process: multicellular organism development; Wnt signaling pathway, planar cell polarity pathway; establishment of planar polarity. The coding region runs from base 572 to 2356 and encodes 594 amino acids. The record is from RefSeq and is a predicted model, not a curated record.
UGGUGCAAAUUACAGUUGGUGGACAGAGGAACCCCCCCUGUGGAAAACCAUGGGCGCGUACUUGGGUCGGAUUGUCUCAGACACCAAAGCAUCGAGGAUGAGGAAAUCAGCGCAUGCGAACACCACGAGAGCCACAGUAUUCCUUCAGGCAGUUGGGCAGCGGUACGAGCAAUGGUUAAGGGUUUGUUCUUGGCCCCCCGAAAGAUGGAGAGGGUGGUUGGUGGCGUCUCCAUGGGUCUGGCCCUGACUGAGCGUUGGUUGAGCUGAGAGUUUCCAGGUAAAUUUCUCGCUCCUCCACCUCGUCUUGAGAUGAUGAUCAAGCCCGCAGACGAGCAUAGCAAGCCAGAAGCAAGCUAACUCACCUACUAACUGGGCACCUCUCGACUGCCAACCACCUGGGGAUCCCGUUGAAAGCCCAAGCCAACUUUUUUUUUACGAGCUUGAAAGGUUUUCUGCUGUUGAUAUAGAGAUCAACAGUUCUAUAGAAAAGGAUUCAACUUGUGAAUUUGUGAACCUGUUGCACCCAUAGAACCUUUAGUGUAAUGGUCCUAUUCAGGAGAGUGAUUUUGUGAUGCCAAUUCUGGGUGCCGUGGUUAUGGAUACGGACCGUAUCAUCCCCAAGAAAGGUUCCCCGGAUUCUGGGGUGCACGGAGCCAAUUCAUCGAACGGAAGCCUGACUCACGGAUUCGUCCCGGCCCAAACAUCGGCCAUGGCCAGGAAGAAGAAGUCCGAGCGAAUCGCACCAACCCUGAAUCAUGCCGGACUCAUCCGAGAAGCCUCCAUGAACGAGCUCAACCAUUUUAGGAAUGAACAAGACAUGCUCAUGCAAUCCGAUUUGGGAUUAACCAAUCUCGGUUACUCCCAGGACCACAGCGUCAUGUCCUCGAUCAACGAUAGUAAUCGAUUAAAUGCAACGAGAGAAACAAAUGCCGACUCGGAUGAAUUGCAAGAAGUGAUUGAAGUUCAAAUUCUCCCUCAAGACGACAAUUGGGGUGAAACCGCCACUGCAGUAACAAACGCCUCAGACUUGGAUUAUGCUCAAGGAGGAGAAUCCAUGGACAAGUGGAAAAUGGACUCGGGUGGCAGGGGUCUACGUUGUCAACGCUAUUUCAUGACCACUUUCGUGACCUUGAUCUCAUUCCUGGCGUUCAUCAGCCCAAUCCUCAUGGUGUCCUUGCCCUCAUUUGGCAUCUUGGAUCUCCGGGAACAACAGCUCUAUUGUGGGGUGGAAUGCGAUGGGAUGCUCGUGUCCCUUGCUUUCAAGAUAUUUGUCUUGGCCGCCGGGAGCUGGGCCAUGUUUGCUCGACAAUCACGGGCCACCCUUCCCCGAAUCCGGAUUUUCCGGUCGCUCGUGUGCUUGCUCAUCAUCAUAUUCCUGGUCUCUUUCUGGUUGUUCUACCUUCAUCAUGUCUACACGGAGAAGGAAGUGGUCCAUUACAAGGGACUCGUCCAGUUUGCACUGAAUCUCAUGGAUGCCCUCUUGUUUGUGCACUAUUUGGCUAUCCUUCUGAUGGAAAUUCGCCAUCAGGAGCCACGAUACUACAUCAAGAUUCUCAGAUCUCCGGACGGCGAGUCCAAGGGUUUUCUCAUUGGUCAAAUGUCCAUUCAGAGGGCAGCUUCCUGGGUAUUGGACAAGUAUUAUACCGAAUUUUCGCUCUACAAUCCAUUUUUGGAUCGCAUUUUGAACAACCAGGGCUCAAGAAAUCGCAAGUCAGUCAAAGUUUACGAUGUCGACGGAGCUGGGACCAACGUCAAUGACUGUAAUUCAACCGUAGUGAGUGUGGCCUCAAAAAGAGGUCAUCAUCAGGAUCGGCUGAUGGAGGAAUAUGAACAUAACCGCAAAGUGGAGAAACGCAAAGCCAGAUUACUUGGCGCUGCCGAAGAAGCUUUCACGCAUAUUAGGCGAAUCCGACCCAAUCAAAGUGGAGAGAAAUCCCCAAUGGAACCGUACGAUGCCGCUCAGGCCAUUUUUCCAACUUUGGCGCGACCUCUACAGAAAUAUUUGCGAGCCACGCGACAACAACCUCGUCAUACCAUGGAAUCCAUUCUGAAACAUCUAUCCACUUGCUUGUCCUAUGAUUUAUCGCCACGGGCUUUCCUUGAGAGAUAUCUGGUCACAUCCCCCGUGUUACAGAGCGACAAGGAGUCUUCUCGAGAACUCCAAAGAUGGUCACUCGUAUGCGAAAAGUCUCUCUACAGAGAGCUUGAACCUGGGGUCUCGUUUCAAUUGCGUCAAGGCGAGGUGUCCUUGAUGUGUCAAAUCCAACGGUUACCCCAUUUAUACAUGUCUGAGGAGAUCAUCGAUCCCAGUUCCAAUCGGUUCGUUCUGAGGAUUAAUUCCGAGACCUCUGUUUAAAUACAACUCGGCUCACUCAAUCGUGCCUCUUCAAACACUGUGAUAUCGUCCCAUUGCUUCAACAUCCCGUAUUCUUACUGAUCAGUAUUCACCCGUAAUAAGUACAUACGUAACCAUCGUUUAUGAACUGAAAAUGAAUAAAAGUAUUCGAUAGCUA